This is a messenger RNA of Daphnia carinata, 1290 nucleotides long. Its product is annotated as serine/threonine-protein kinase/endoribonuclease IRE2-like. Bases 94 to 996 code for a protein of 300 amino acids. The transcript is spliced from 4 exons. Gene Ontology annotation, biological process: protein phosphorylation; IRE1-mediated unfolded protein response; intrinsic apoptotic signaling pathway in response to endoplasmic reticulum stress. Lineage: Eukaryota; Metazoa; Arthropoda; Branchiopoda; Diplostraca; Daphniidae. The record is from RefSeq and is a predicted model, not a curated record. Gene Ontology annotation, molecular function: protein serine/threonine kinase activity; ATP binding; RNA endonuclease activity. Gene Ontology annotation, cellular component: IRE1-TRAF2-ASK1 complex.
CUUUAUCAUUACCAUUGAACUAGGCUAUCCAACUGCACGGGGCUUUCGUGUUUUAGAACUGAAUCUGAUUCAUAGGAAAGUGCAACAGCAAAUAUGGAACAACCUACCGAAGCACCUGUGCCCCGCUAUGACAGGGAUGAGCUUCUCGGAAGGGGGACAUUUGCCUCUGUGUACGGACUAAGUUCACACACGGUCGUCAAGAAAAUUUUAAAAGAUGGGAUGGACAAAGUAUUACACGUCAGAGAGGAGGAAGCAAUGAGAAGAAUGGAUCACCCCAACGUCCUAAAAUUGAUAGGCGUCGCAGAAGACAAUGAUUUCAAAUAUCUGGUACUUGAACGAUGUAUGGGUACUGUUAAGGACUAUAUUACCGGUGAUAAAAAGUUCGAUGAAAUGCCACCGGAGGUUGAAGCUUUGAGGCAAAUGGCAAACGGACUAGCUUACAUUCACUCUCAAGAGGUUGUUCAUCGAGAUAUUAAGCCAGCAAACGUGCUCAUUUCUUCCGGUUUUGUCCUAAAAAUUGCGGAUUUCGGGUGCUGUAAACCCACGGCGCCAGACGGAUCUAUGUCUGUAACUAGCGGCCCUAAAGGAACCAAGACUUAUUUCGCACCGGAGUACCUGCGACUAGAGGUCGAGAACGUUACAGCUGAAGAAAGGAAAAACAUUAGAGCAGACAAGUCAAUCGACAUUUUUUCAUUGGGCUGCCUUUUCUUCACUUACAUAGUUAACAAAGGAAUUCACAUUCAUCUAUUUGCAACCCCGGGACGGACAUUUAAGCUUUCAGAAUCAUACGAAAGUAAAGUAGCUAAUAAUAUUCUUAGCGACAAAAAAUUUAUGGAAGAAAAUGGAAUGCCAAGAGGACACUAUGCGUUUGAAAUGAUUGACGGAAUGACUCAAGCUCUUUCUAAAAACCGCUGGCCUUUGGAAGACGGUGAACCUGGAAUAAAUUCAGUGCUCGGCACUAUAAACACGGAACUGCAACGUCAACAGUCGCAAUAAUUCACCACACUUUCAUAUUCAGAUCAACAGAUUUUUGAAAAAUCUUAUUAGUAAAGAUGAAACGUUUAGACACACUAAUCGUGUGACAUGACUUGUUUCGUCUUAGACAUCUUUUAGUAGCCCCAUUCUUAUGCUUAUCAUGUAUAUACCUCAUUUACUCGGCUAACGCCAAUCUCCUGGGUCGAUCCGGAUGUUUGUGCGAUAGCUGCAAAGUAUCCUCGCGUAGAAACUUGAGUAGCUAUCUCUUACUGUGUAGUAAAAUAACGAAAUCAAUGAUACAGCAUUACCUAGAAA